This is a messenger RNA of Penaeus indicus, 747 nucleotides long. RefSeq names its product Krueppel-like factor 16. The transcript has a single exon. Gene Ontology annotation, biological process: regulation of transcription by RNA polymerase II. Gene Ontology annotation, molecular function: DNA-binding transcription factor activity, RNA polymerase II-specific; RNA polymerase II cis-regulatory region sequence-specific DNA binding. The coding region runs from base 1 to 747 and encodes 248 amino acids. NCBI's taxonomy places the organism in Eukaryota, Metazoa, Arthropoda, Malacostraca, Decapoda, Penaeidae. The record is from RefSeq and is a predicted model, not a curated record.
AUGAGCGCCAUGUCAGGAAAGCGCCUCUUCCGCCCUUGGCAGGACGACGCCCAGUCCCCCAAGAGGGUCCGAAUCUCUCCACCCACUGCGCCACCGACACCGCCGCCCUCAGUGUCUCCUGCGCCCUUGUGUGACGCCAUCAAAACUGAAACGUGGACACCCUCCAGCCCCCCGCCCACGCCCGCCGCCCUCCACCCCGCCUUCCUCCCGCAGCGCCAUCUGCUGCCCGGCCUCAGCCUGGCCGCACUCAGCACGCAGCACCUUCUGGUCCCCGCGCUAACCCUGGCCUCCUCACUCAGCGCCGCGCCCCUCUCGCCGCCCUCCGACCUCCUCGCAGAGGACGCCAACAGCAGCGCCGCAGCACGUCGGCCCCGCCCCAAGAAGUUCUCGUGCAGCGAGUGCGGCUCCACCUUCAGCAACAAGGGCCAGCUGAAGGGCCACCUACGAAUCCACACCGGGGAGAGGCCCUUCGCCUGCGACCACGAGGGCUGCGACAAGCGCUUCACCAGGAACGAGGAGCUGACCCGCCACCGCCGCAUCCACAGCGGGGCGCGCCCCUUCCCGUGCCCUCUGUGCGACAAGCGCUUCGGCCGGAAGGACCACCUCAAGAAGCACGUCCGCACGCACCAGCGACAGCCGCUCCUGCCGCCGCACCCCUCCUGCACCACCUGCAGCAGUUCCAGCUGCAACAGUUCCAGAUGCACUAGGCGAGUGCCUCAGUUGCUGCAACCCUCGUCCGCCCGGUGA